This is a messenger RNA of Choloepus didactylus (southern two-toed sloth), 5582 nucleotides long. It is a transcript of the gene ASAP1, whose product is annotated as ArfGAP with SH3 domain, ankyrin repeat and PH domain 1. The transcript is spliced from 32 exons. Gene Ontology annotation, biological process: positive regulation of GTPase activity. Gene Ontology annotation, cellular component: cytoplasm. Gene Ontology annotation, molecular function: GTPase activator activity; protein binding. The coding region runs from base 153 to 3599 and encodes 1148 amino acids. Lineage: Eukaryota; Metazoa; Chordata; Mammalia; Pilosa; Megalonychidae. The record is from RefSeq and is a predicted model, not a curated record.
UGUGCCGUUUGGGAAGCCGCGAACGCCCGGCCGAGGGGUGCCGGGGCGCGGGCGUCUGCGCUGCUGCCCGGGGAGCCGGCGCCGAGCCCGCGAUCGAAUAAUGCCCAGCGGCCCGCCCGGUCCCGGUAAUUUUCUGAUGUGACGGCUGAGACAUGAGAUCUUCGGCCUCCAGGCUCUCCAGUUUUUCGUCGAGAGAUUCACUAUGGAAUCGGAUGCCGGACCAGAUCUCCGUCUCCGAGUUCAUCGCCGAGACCACCGAGGACUACAACUCGCCCACCACGUCCAGCUUCACCACGCGGCUGCACAACUGCAGGAACACCGUCACGCUGCUGGAGGAGGCUCUAGACCAAGAUAGAACAGCCCUACAGAAAGUGAAGAAGUCUGUAAAAGCAAUAUACAAUUCUGGUCAAGAUCAUGUACAAAAUGAAGAAAACUAUGCACAAGUUCUUGAUAAGUUUGGGAGUAAUUUUUUAAGUCGAGACAACCCAGAUCUUGGCACCGCUUUUGUCAAGUUUUCCACACUUACAAAGGAACUGUCCACGCUGCUGAAAAAUCUGCUCCAGGGUCUGAGCCACAAUGUGAUCUUCACUUUGGAUUCCUUGUUAAAAGGUGACUUAAAGGGAGUCAAAGGAGAUCUCAAGAAGCCAUUUGACAAAGCUUGGAAAGACUAUGAAACAAAGUUUACAAAAAUUGAAAAGGAAAAAAGAGAGCAUGCCAAACAGCACGGGAUGAUCCGCACAGAGAUUACAGGGGCCGAGAUAGCAGAAGAAAUGGAGAAGGAAAGGCGCCUCUUCCAGCUCCAAAUGUGUGAAUAUCUCAUUAAAGUCAAUGAAAUCAAGACCAAAAAGGGUGUGGAUCUGCUGCAGAAUCUUAUAAAGUAUUAUCAUGCACAGUGCAAUUUCUUUCAAGACGGCUUGAAAACAGCUGAUAAAUUGAAACAGUACAUUGAAAAACUGGCUGCUGAUCUCUAUAAUAUAAAACAGACCCAGGAUGAAGAAAAGAAACAGCUAACUGCACUCCGAGACUUAAUAAAAUCCUCUCUUCAACUUGAUCAGAAAGAAUCUAGGAGAGAUUCCCAGAGCCGGCAAGGAGGGUACAGCAUGCACCAGCUUCAGGGCAACAAGGAGUAUGGCAGUGAGAAGAAGGGGUACCUGCUGAAGAAGAGUGAUGGGCUCCGGAAAGUAUGGCAGAGAAGGAAGUGCGCAGUCAAGAACGGAAUUCUGACCAUCUCCCAUGCCACAUCUAAUAGACAACCAGCUAAAUUGAACCUUCUCACCUGCCAAGUGAAACCAAAUGCCGAGGACAAGAAGUCUUUUGACCUGAUAUCACAUAAUAGGACAUAUCACUUUCAGGCAGAAGAUGAGCAGGAUUAUGUAGCAUGGAUCUCAGUAUUGACAAAUAGCAAAGAGGAGGCCCUCACCAUGGCCUUCCGUGGAGAGCAGAGCACAGGGGAGAACAGCUUGGAAGAUCUGACAAAAGCCAUUAUCGAGGAUGUCCAGCGGCUCCCUGGCAAUGAUGUCUGCUGCGAUUGUGGCUCGUCAGAACCCACCUGGCUUUCAACCAACUUGGGUAUUUUGACGUGUAUAGAAUGUUCCGGCAUCCAUAGGGAAAUGGGGGUUCAUAUUUCUCGCAUUCAGUCUUUGGAACUAGACAAACUAGGAACUUCUGAACUCUUGCUGGCCAAGAAUGUAGGAAACAAUAGUUUUAAUGAUAUUAUGGAAGCAAAUUUGCCCAGCCCCUCACCAAAACCCACCCCUUCAAGUGAUAUGACUGCACGGAAAGAAUAUAUCACUGCGAAGUAUGUAGAUCAUAAGUUUUCAAGGAAGAGCUGUUCAUCUUCAUCGGCUAAACUGAAUGAAUUGCUUGAAGCCAUCAGAUCCAGGGAUUUACUUGCACUAAUUCAAGUCUAUGCAGAGGGGGUAGAGCUAAUGGAACCACUGCUGGAACCUGGACAGGAGCUAGGGGAGACAGCCCUUCAUCUUGCAGUCCGAACUGCAGACCAGACAUCUCUCCAUUUGGUCGACUUCCUUGUGCAAAACUGUGGCAACCUGGAUAAGCAGACUGCCUUGGGAAAUACGGUUCUACACUACUGUAGUAUGUAUGGUAAACCUGAGUGUUUGAAGCUGCUUCUCAGGAGCAAGCCCACUGUGGAUAUCGUCAACCAGGCUGGAGAAACUGCCCUAGACAUAGCAAAGAGGCUGAAAGCUACCCAGUGUGAAGAUCUGCUUUCCCAGGCGAAAUCUGGCAAGUUCAAUCCACACGUUCACGUUGAAUACGAGUGGAAUCUUCGACAGGAGGAGAUGGAUGAAAGCGACGAUGAUCUGGAUGACAAACCGAGCCCAGUCAAGAAAGAGCGUUCGCCGAGACCUCAGAGCUUCUGCCACUCCUCCAGUAUCUCCCCCCAGGACAAGCUGGCACUGCCAGGAUUCAGCACUCCAAGGGACAAGCAGCGGCUCUCCUACGGAGCCUUCACCAACCAGAUCUUUGUUUCCACAAGCACAGACUUGCCCACAUCACCAACUGCAGAGGCACCCCCUCUGCCUCCUAGAAACGCCGGGAAAGAAUGUAAAAAGCUCUUUUGGAGCCUCUCUGGAUCAUCAGGUCCAGGUGGCCCACCCUCAACACUCCCUCUCGGCACCCAGACCUCCAGCGGCAGCUCCACCCUGUCCAAGAAGAGGCCUCCUCCCCCACCACCCGGGCACAAGAGAACCCUGUCCGACCCUCCCAGCCCACUACCUCAUGGGCCCCCACACAAAGGCACAGUUCCUUGGGGUAAUGACGUGGGUCCAUCCUCUUCAAGUAAGACAACAAACAAGUUUGAGGGAUUGUCUCAGCAAUCAAGCACCAGUUCUGCAAAGACUGCCCUUGGCCCAAGAGUUCUUCCUAAACUACCUCAGAAAGUGGCACUAAGGAAGACAGAAAUCAGCCAUCAUCUCUCCCUAGACAAAGCCAACAUCCCACCGGAAAUCUUUCCUAAAUCGUCACAGUUGGCAGAGUUACCACAGAAACCACCACCUGGAGAUCUGCCCCCAAAGCCCACAGAACUGGCAGCCAAGCCCCAAAUUGGAGAUUUGCCACCCAAGCCAGGGGAACUGCCCCCCAAGCCACAGUUGGGUGACCUGCCACCCAAACCCCAGCUCUCAGACUUGCCCCCCAAGCCACAGGUGAAGGACCUGCCCCCCAAACCACAGCUUGGAGACAUGCUGGCAAAAUCCCAGGCUGGAGAUGUCUCGCCCAAGGCUCAGCAGCCUCCAGAGCUCUCUCAGAAGUCACACCCUGUGGAUUUUUCCCCAAAUGUGCUCUCCAGAGACGCCACCCCAAAGCAAGCCUCAGAAGACUCCAACGACCUCACUCCCACCCUACCAGAGACGCCUGUGCCACUGCCCAGAAAAAUCAAUACGGGGAAAAGUAAAGUAAGACGAGUGAAGACCAUUUACGACUGCCAGGCAGACAAUGAUGACGAGCUCACGUUCAUCGAGGGGGAGGUGAUCGUUGUCACGGGGGAAGAGGACCAGGAGUGGUGGAUCGGGCACAUCGAAGGACAGCCUGAGAGGAAGGGGGUCUUUCCUGUGUCCUUUGUUCACAUCCUUUCCGACUAGCAGGAAGCAGAACCUUGCAACAGUCCACAUCCUUCAUGCCGACCGCUGCCUCCAUGUAACCCUGUGCACAGUGUGUAUAUAGCUGCUGUUACAGAUUAAGGAACUCAUGUAAGGGCCACCUCAGGAGGUGAAUAUAGUAUGUCUUGUAAAUAUCCUGUGGUAUUCUGCCUUCGCCAGUAUUAUGGUAGCCUUGGAACCCAGUGCGCCUUACUGGUUUGCCAAAGCCAUCCUUGGCAUCUAGCACUUACAUCUCUAUCUAUGCCAUUUUCAAGCAAACAAACUGAAACAGGAGCAUAUGAACUGCUGGCUUUGCAAAUGGAAGGGGUCUCCAGCAACUGUUAAAAGGCAUAGAAUUGACUGUUCCCAACAAUGCAGUAUUCUCAGUUGUGUUACUGAAAAUGCAACAUUAGCAAAGAGGUGAGUUCUGUUUUCCAGGUGAAACUUUUAGCUCCAUGACAGACCAGCCUGUAGUUAUCUGUGUACACAGUUUACAGCUAGAAAAACCUACUUUGGUAUUUAUUACAGAAAAGUGCUCAGAUAAAUGUAAGUGUUAUUCCUUCAGCAAAAUAUUCAUUGACCCAAACUCUUGGUGGCAUUUGGCAAAUGCACACAGCCUCAUGCAAGUUUCGAAAGUGGAUUUUUACUGUCUUAUGAUGAUGAGUGCCCUGAGAUAUUACCUCAUUAUGCAAAGAUAACAUAUCCUUCAUAACUAUUUUGACAAAAAGUUUAAAACGCCUGAUGAAGUUCAACUUUCAGGAACCAAGGACUGCCAGAAAAUAUUAGCCUCUACGUUAUGCAUGCAUUUAGAAGCUUACCUGAAAUCUGCCUUUUAUAAAGGAAUAGUAUGGAUGAGUUGAACUGUACAUUUUUUAAACUUGAUCAACAUUAAAGCAGAAAUUAUAAGGUUGCAACGAUACUUGUUUCUGGUCAGUCAUUUGGCUUUCUCUAUAGUCUGAACUUACGUAUCAUAUUACAAAUAAGCAUCCUUCAAGUGUGUUGAAACAUAUGAUGAGUCAAUUUUAAAUUAUUUUCUUGGUUUUGUUGUUGGAUAAAUUUUAACUUUUAAAAGGUCAUUCAAGAAGAUGACGAAUUUAAGAUUCAGCCCUUCACACUGUCUCCGCACUGUAGAACCCAGGUGCCAAAACCAACCUUUUUUUGCUCCCAUGAUCUUUAUUACAUCACAAUUGUAGAUAAAUUUUCCAUUCUUAAGCUCAUCCAAUAAACAUGUCACCUUUAAGUCAAUUCAUAACCAAGUUUUUGAACGCUGCUAUGGAUUGCACUGUGAAAAAAAAAUACUCUUUGCUGCAAUGAGUCUCUCCCUCUCGAUUUUCUUUUCACCCCAGCUGUGUCUGUCAGACCAUCCACAUCGUCAUGAAGAUCUCAGCCUUCUUACAUCUGCCUGAGUUUGGGAAAUGAAAACAGUCGCCUCGCUCCACAGUCACUGGGACUGUUCUCUGAUUCCCAGGCUCAUGCAUCCUUCUGGCAUUACAUUUGCUAAAACUGCUAUUUUGGCAACAGCACAGAAAAUGAAUAUUUUUGAGCAGAUAAUCUUGGCAGCAAGUAAGAAGUGUUCAUUUUACAGAAGCACAACUCCCAACCAAACCUUUGAGGAAAAGCCCUCUUUAGUAGAGUUGCAGUGCUCUGUGAAUAUUGAGUUCUGCAUGAGUGGUUAUGUUGAAAACUUUGAAUAACCACGUCACACGUAAACCUUGCAUGACAGACCUGCACAGUAUUUUACCAGCUGUUACUGGAAAGGGAUUUUAAGCAACUGCUGCCUCAGUGUCGUGACAAAUGUGAAUCCCCACACCAAGGUGACACACAGGCAUCAGCUGCCCCGCUGGUGGGCAGUGGAUGGGCUCGCAGCCACGCUGGUGUCAGGCUUGGGCCUGUGGUUUGUUUACACAUUACAAGUUACAUUAAAGAAUUUUUCGUUUUUGUGGCCUAGAGUGUUUUCAGCUGAUCUCAAAAUAAAGUGGUUUAAAA